CCAACGGUGCCGCUGUCUGACGAUGGUAGGCUGGAAAGACGGAUGGUCAGGGCCGUCCUCGUCUAACCUGAACAUGCAAGUUUAACUCGAUUCAUGCCCGGUUAUAGUGCUAAACCAGGUUACACGUGUAUUCAGCCUUAGCUAGUCGCAUUACGGUGAUUUUAAUGAUGGAGGACGACUGUGUGUGUGAGUACGACUCGACCUGGGACACAGAGAGUGAUGGAGACGACCCGGCCGGAGAGAGCCAAACCCGUCGGUCAUGUCAAGACAAAAACAAAUCUGGCUGGACAUUAAAUUGGCAUCAUACGCCCAGAAACAUGAGGGCAGCAAAGGACAUGCAGAACUACAGAAGAGGAUAUCCAAAUCUUACAGAUGAUGAGUGCUCAGAAGACAAAAUGAACAACUUGCAGUUUUAUCUCAAUAAAUUUCCCUCUGCUCCUGAUGAUGUCUACAUUGAAUCUUUUCUCAAGGAAUGGAAAAAUGAUUACAAAAGACUGGAGAGAGUGCACUCGUACAUUCAGUGGCUGUUUCCACUGCGAGAGCCGGGGGUUAAUUACAUGGCUUCAGAACUCACCAAGAAGGAAAUUGAGGCCUUCAAGAAGAAUGAGGAUGCCAAAAAGAGACUAGUUGAGUCCUAUGAACUCAUGUUGGGCUUCUAUGGCAUGCGUUUGGUCAACAAAGAGACGGGUGAAGUGAAACGAGCUGAUAAUUGGAAGGAGCGAUUUGGAAACCUGGAGCGGAAUAUGCACAACAACCUGCGCAUCACUCGCAUCCUGAAGAGCCUCGGAGAGCUGGGCUUUGAGCACUACCAAGCCCCACUUGUGCGCUUCUUUCUGGAAGAAACUCUAGUCAAGAAGACCCUCAGCAGUGUCAAACGCAGCGUGCUUGACUAUUUUUUGUUUGCUGUCCUGGACAAGCAGAAGCGUCAGGAGCUCAUUCGCUUUGCAUAUCAUCACUUUGAGCCAAAGGACAAGUUUGUGUGGUGUCCCAGAAAGAUUCAGAAACAAUUCAGGAAGGCAGAGAAAAGAUCUGAUGCUGUCGGGAACGGAGAUGGAAAAGAUGAAGCGUAUUCACGGAGUAAAAGCAAAGAUGGGGAAGCAGUUGUGCAACAGAAAGAAGGAGGACUGGAUAAUGUUACAAAGGCACAGAAAGGAACUGAUAAAACCGCAAGUAAAGACAAAAAUAAACAGUCUGAGGCGUCACCUGAGCCAAAACCAGAAGUGGAGACCGUCGGGAAUGGAAACGCAGAGGCUGAGCCUAAUAAUGAAAUUUUGGGGAAUGGAAAUGACUCUACAGGUGAUGUUGAUGAAAUGGAUCAGUGGCCCAGUCCUGAGUCUGUGACGGCAAAAACUGAGCCUUGUGUGGACAAAGAGGACACAUUGACCAAUGACUCAAAGGAUACCGCCAAGGAACCAGACAACAUUAUGCAAACAGAUGGGGACAUAGACACUGAAAAACCACCGAAGAAGAAGAGAGAAGAUAACAAGGUGCUGCCAAGCAAUGGCUCUGCUGGGGACGCCGCCAGUGGGCAGAUGGAGGAGAAAGCUGGUACUAAUAAAACCACCGGUCAAACGAGCCCAUCAGCGCAAACCCCCCCUAAGACUUCAAAACAUUCACCUUCUCUUUCCUCUGGAAGGGAGGAGAAAAUCCCAAGGACUGAUUUUAAUCAAGUGCCAGAUAAAAAGGAAGAGGAAGAAACGUCGCAGACAAAUGUGCUGGCAACAAAUGUGCCAGCAACAAAUGGGUCAGCGACGAGCACUGAGAAAGGUGUGGAUGAACAGACAAACGCGAAGGAGUUGGAGGAUAUUGAUAUGGAAUCAAACCCUGCGAGCUCAGACCAAAAUGUGGGGAGUACAUGAAUAAACUGGAUGAUAGGAGAAAAUAGAUUAAUUUGAGGUUAAAUGAAAUGUAAUAUAGGGACAGAGUACUUAAAAAGACUUCCUGGGCCUUAUUUCUACUAUAUUUGAUGUUUAGAUAUGAAUUCUUUUCACUUUGAAGGAGUAUAUGAAUUAAUUAACUCGCUAAAUGUGAGACUGGAUGUGACAGUUUCCACACGACCAUCAGACAAUAUUAAAGGAGAGGGCUAGUGAUAUUCUGUAUUUUUGUUUUUGUCAACAAAUCCCACGAAAAAGACAAACAUCUAUUAGAGACUCAACACGCCACAACAGUAAACAUGCUAGCAAUAUUAGCUUACUUGCAGUAGUGCUCCCAUGGGGGAGCCAGUGGGGUCCAUGGCCACCCUGAUACAAUUGUUGGCCUCCUAGCAAAAAUAACUGUCGGCCAACAUUACUGCCUUGAAGAGGCUGUGGCAUGCUCAUUUUUUAAGCUAGCAUAAAGGCAGGGUUAUUCUGUGAAACAAGACAGCCUAAAGCGGGAUUUAUACUUUUGCGUCAGAGCCUACGCACGUGGCCUGUGUUGUUGUGAGCAUUUAUACUUGUUCGGUGGUGUCUGUGUCACUCUGCAGUUACACCUCCAAACAGCUAGUCGGCUGUAGGGUUUCUGUGAAGCGCUGUAAAGCUUAGUUGUUCAAAACACACAUUAAACAUGGCUUAAUAGAGACAAUUUCAAAUGCAAGUACACAAAGUUGGCUUCACAAUAACUUGUAGCAUUCACAGACAAAGCUCUUGUCUUUAUCUGGACACAUUUUCCCCACAAAUACAACAAGCUAACAUUAUUAGCAUGA
Messenger RNA from Epinephelus lanceolatus (giant grouper), 2683 nucleotides. It is a transcript of the gene ogfr, whose product is annotated as opioid growth factor receptor. Gene Ontology annotation, molecular function: opioid growth factor receptor activity. The record is from RefSeq and is a predicted model, not a curated record. Gene Ontology annotation, cellular component: membrane. NCBI's taxonomy places the organism in Eukaryota, Metazoa, Chordata, Actinopteri, Perciformes, Serranidae.